Paralichthys olivaceus (Japanese flounder) is the source of this 7629-nucleotide messenger RNA. RefSeq names its product thyroid hormone receptor beta (gene thrb). Gene Ontology annotation, biological process: thyroid hormone receptor signaling pathway; positive regulation of transcription by RNA polymerase II; retinoic acid receptor signaling pathway. Lineage: Eukaryota; Metazoa; Chordata; Actinopteri; Pleuronectiformes; Paralichthyidae. The record is from RefSeq and is a predicted model, not a curated record. Gene Ontology annotation, molecular function: RNA polymerase II cis-regulatory region sequence-specific DNA binding; nuclear receptor activity; zinc ion binding.
AUGAUGAACUACUGCAUACCAGACAUGUAUGAGAUGCCUCAUGUUGGCAUGGGAGGCUACACGAUGCAGGGCAGUGGGGAACACUGCAUGUACUCAGGUGAGGGGCCCGGGUAUGGCCACUGUGAGACCCAGCCCCUGCACCAUCCGCCCUGCAUGGAGCAGGCUUGGCUGCCCAGCCAGCACUACUCUUGCUCUUACGCUGGUAGUCCUCCGGCUUUUAAGAACGAGUAUUGCAACAUGGAGAUCCCUCUUAGUCACUUCCACCAUCAGCCUGAGUAUUUUCCUGAGAUCAAACCUGACUUCUCACACCUACAGUGGCUGCAGGGCAGAAAAGGGUACAUACCAAGUUACCUGGACAAGGAUGAGCUAUGUGUAGUGUGCGGGGACAAAGCCACAGGCUACCACUAUCGCUGCAUUACCUGUGAAGGUUGUAAGGGUUUCUUCAGGCGGACGAUCCAGAAGAAUCUGAACCCGACAUAUGCCUGCAAGUACGAGGGGAAGUGUGUCAUCGACAAAGUGACCAGAAAUCAGUGCCAGGAAUGUCGCUUCAAGAAGUGCAUUGCGGUGGGAAUGGCGACGGACUUGGUGUUGGACGACAGCAAGCGGUUGGCCAAGCGGAAGCUAAUCGAGGAGAACCGGGAGCGCCGUCGAAAGGAGGAACUGCAGAAGACGGUGUGGGACCGACUGGAGCCCACCCAGGAGGAGUGGGACCUCAUCCGCAUGGUGACUGAGGCCCAUAUGGCCACGAAUGCACAGGGCAACCACUGGAAGCAGAAGCGGAAAUUCCUGGUCGAGGAAGCUAUGCUUCUUAAUGAAAUAACAUGUAAUUUAUUCUAUACUUCUGACCAGAGUGCAGCGGGGGUGAAGGAAGAUAAGCCUGAGGAAAUUGGUCAAGCGUCCAUGGCAAAUACACCUGAAGGAAACAAAGUGGAUAUAGAAGCCUUCAGUCAGUUUACAAAAAUUAUCACCCCUGCCAUAACCCGAGUGGUGGACUUUGCCAAAAAACUGCCUAUGUUUUGUGAGUUGCCUUGUGAAGACCAGAUCAUCCUGUUGAAAGGCUGUUGCAUGGAGAUCAUGUCGCUGCGAGCUGCUGUUCGCUACGAUCCGGAGAGCGAGACUCUCACGUUGAACGGGGAGAUGGCGGUCACGCGGGGUCAGCUUAAGAACGGAGGCCUGGGUGUCGUCUCAGAUGCCAUCUUCGACCUUGGCGUGUCGCUGUCCUCCUUUAACUUGGACGACUCAGAGGUGGCUCUUCUACAGGCGGUCAUCCUGCUUUCAUCCGAUCGGCCAGGCCUGAGUAGUGUGGAGCGGAUCGAGCGCUGCCAAGAGGAGUUCCUGCUGGCCUUUGAACAUUACAUCAACUACCGCAAACACAAAUUGGCACAUUUCUGGCCCAAGCUGCUAAUGAAGGUGACGGACCUGCGGAUGAUCGGCGCCUGCCACGCCAGCCGAUUCCUCCACAUGAAAGUGGAGUGUCCCACCGAGCUAUUCCCUCCUCUCUUCCUGGAGGUCUUCGAGGACUGACCAAUGGAUUCAAGUGAAUGCGUGUGUGUCUGUGUGUGUGUGUGCGUGUGCAUCCGUCAGCGCCUGGGCACCCUGGUGGUCUCAGGGGUGGAACCAGCAGAAUGGCCGUCACAUUGAACUUUAUAUUAGCACUACUGAGUGUCACUUCAUUCCAUAAGUUAGGAGUAGCUCUCUGGUCUAGUUUUGGAUGGAACCAUUCCUUACAGUGCGGGUACAUUUUUUUUUUGUCUGUUCUGUUGUUGUUAUUUUUGUGGAUAUAACUUCUCACCUCGAAUAUGUGUUGAUGAUUGUACAGUUGGCAUAAUGGUGAUUUUAUCGACGCUUGUUUAUUCAUUAGAAACCAUGCAAAUGUUGUAUUUUCCUUCCUUUAUGUUGAAAAUUUCAAAAUGGCUGCUCACCGGACAUACAAACCCCCCCCUUGCCUGCCUGCUCGACUUUAUUGGAUCCAUUUGUUGGUUGAUAUUUUAAUCGUCCUGUAGCUUGUCAUCUACUCGCUAUAAAACUAUGACACGACACGUUAACGGCAUCACUCACUCACUCUAAUGGACAGCAGCUCCACGGGCCUGGGUACGUCUCUGCGUUACCUUUCAUCGCAAUGUUAACGCCGUCAUGCAGCAUUUCAGAGAUGUCGGGAAAAAUCGGAUUAUUUGCAACAGAACUGCGGGUUAAGACGAAAGUCUGAGUCAGAAAUGACGCAGAGCUUUUCUGGGACGAUUGUAUUCAGUGUCACACAGUAAACAUAGCAACAAACACUGUUCCACAUUAGCUUCUGCACUACGUCAGCCUGUUAGGGCCAAAGGACAAGAGUGUUUAUCUGUGAGGCUCGUUUUACAUUAAGCUGAAUAUUCUGAGUGUUUCUCAGACAAACUCGUCAAUUUGCUGACAUUAUCUCAACAUCAUGGAAAUUGUAUAAACCACAUGAUUAAAUAAAUCAUCAAGAAAAUACACAGUAGAUUCAUCCAUAAUAAUAACAGUUAGUAACAACUGCUUCAUAAGCCAGCACUCUGAAUGACAGACGUACAGCAGGGCGCUAGUUUCUCUUAUUCCAUGGCUCUAAAUUUUGUGUCCUAUCAGCGUUUGAGUGAAGAAAGUCUUGUGUCCGUGUCUGUUGCCUUUAUUUUUACAGAGUGGACCAUGAAACACACAUACUCUCCAUCCAGACUUGCGACAUCGAGAGGAAUGCAGCGGUAGCAUUAACAAUGAGCCUGGUCAUCGUCACCACAAACUGGUCAGGACUAACUAAAGCACACAAUGACGCUGAUGUCAUAAAAAGACAAUCAUGUUGUAUUCGGUUUGUUUGUGUGUAACAAUGCCACAUGCUGUGCCAAAACCAAGUGAAUGAUGCCCUCCGUAUUGAAUCCCUGCUUGGGUCGUCAUUGCGACUCCAGCACUUGAUUUGCCCUGCGAGUUAGCGCGCGCCGCUCACAGACUCGUUCCACUCACAGCUUUGAGUUCGAAGUGUUUCAGCGCAGCUCACUAGUCACACAACGAUUUCAGCCAUUUUUCUUUAGUUUUCUUUUAUUAUAGUCCGACUCCCUGCACACGGGAGGCUGUAUGUUUAAACAGUGACGUCAUGGUGCUAUGGUGGGUUGGGAAAAUGGCUGAUUGGACUGUAUUGUUAUCUUUGUGCAGAGACAAACAUUAACUGUUCGCAUAACAGCCAACCACCCUCUUAUGAUGGCAUGCAUAUACACUAACACUCAAACACGCACACAUACUCACAGUAUACCUUUCACACACAUGCACAUACAUGUAUAUGCACACAUGCAUGUGCCUACAUUAACACAUAGGUCAGACCCCACCACUGUGACCAAACAGUGGGACUUGGAGGCCAAGUGAACGUUGGCUGGCCCAAAAACUGAUUUAUCUUCACAAAGGUACACUGAGGGAACUAGUGAGAUUGUGAAAACGUAGCGCUUUAUCUGUUUUUUUUUUAUUUUAGCCGAUAUGUUCUCUUUUUUUUGUCGUUUUAAACGCUUCUCAAUGGUCUUGUUGUUUGCAAUGUGACAAAAAAUACAUUUGCUUUGUAUAUCUCGCUUUUUCAAGCUUCACAAUACUCCUCAAAGCCGCAUGUGUUUCUUUUCUUUUUUUUUCUUUUCUGUGAAGUGAUGCCUUUUUAUCAAAGCAAUAGACUUGCUGCAGUGUUUGAAUGACCCGGACCUCACACACACACCUCGCAAACUGUACAGACUCAAUAUAAAUGCACAGACAAUCAGAGGGAGAGAGAUGAAUGGGGGAACAGGCACCCAGACUCAGGCGGUCAGUCCGGUCGGGCUGGGCCAUGCUGAGCCACGGCCAUUUGGAAAAGUAACAUUGACUAUGUUUGCAUGCACCCCUCACCUCCACAGUGCUGUUCAACUCAUGUGAUACUCUGAGCCUGCCAGUAAAAACAUCAAUGAAAACAUUUGGUCAGUUAUUACAAGCAGGAGUGACUUACUAAACCAUAACAGACUGAUUUACAGAAUUUGAUCAGUCCGAUAUUUUGUUACUAGAUUGGUAAACUGGCCUUUAUCCACCAAACAGUCCAAGGAGCUAAACUCAGGAACAAAAUAAAAGGACCUUAAAGUCUCUUUAGUACAUUUGUGUUGUAUUUCAACUGCGUCUGAAGAGCCGUAAAAAUCUAAAUAGACAGUAUAUUUAACAAAUUAGACGUCAAAUGGAUUAAAAUGAACAAUUGUUUGAGACUUUUUUAUGUAAUGAGAAAAGGAUACUGUCAUCCAGUGGUCUUUUGUAAUUGACUAUUUCAUUAAUGUUUAAUGCUCUACAUUAGUAACAACACUGCUAUCUCGCUCUUACCUCUUUUGUGAAACUUUUUAGACUAGUCUCAGGAAUUUGGCUGCAUAACUUUCUUUAAACAUCGACAAAAUCCCAUGCUCAGCCCCAGUAUGCUGGCACCAACUGUAGCUUGCCUGCUUGCAGUCUGGUUGACAGAUGUACACAAACACACACACACACCCGUGCUGUUUGUAUGAUUGUGUUUGACCUGUCACUGACAUACAGUACUGUUAGCACCACAUACUACCUCAGGAGCGGGGGGGCCUUUUUGGAGGAUGUACACUGUGGCCUGGGAACCAAAACUGGAACUAUGUUCCUGAGGUCGAAAAUGUUAAGUUCCUGAGUGACUGUAAAUGUUUCUGGAUCCCUGCACAGGUAAAAGGCCACAAUGAGAGCUAAGAUAAUUGCACAAAAUAAAAAGUGAGUAAUUUUAAAGCUGCAUUAAUUGAUUCUUUUGCCACUAGGGGGCAAAACAAUUAUUUUUUUAUUCAAGGGUGUUCGUGUCCACCAGAGGAAAUGUGAGUCCAAUAUUCAGUCUCGUCAGCGUUUGAUUUCCGCCAAUUCCUGAUUGAAAUUUUUUCGACUUUUCAGCUGCUGCAUGUUCAACUUUCUUCACCAGUCAGCACACAGUUGGUUUAUCAGGCACCUGGAAAGAUCCUGAGUAAACAAGAGCAGUGAGCUGUAAAACACUAAAUACAUGUCGAGCUGUAGAUUUUGGUCAAAGUUAUCUGUGGUCACUUUUCACAAUAAACAUUUAAGGAUAUUGAUGUUGAGUUAGCCGCAGCCUUUCACAGCUUAUGGGAACAAUCACUGUUGAACCCUUUAACACCCUCGGCUGUUUAACCUUCAGCUCACCAUCGCAUAUAUUCCGCACGAUUUCUUUGAUAUUUACAGAGCGAUCCAUCUUUUCUAAAGCUUUUUUCUGAAUCAAGGUUUGUGGAUCAUUUUCCCUCAGUAGACUUGUACAGACAAGAAGAUUACUGUGACCAAGUUCUCUCCCUUCCUGCUUAUGGGCAGUGAGUAUAAAAUGGAGAUACACUAGUACUAAUGUUUAAAGAUUAGACUGCUUUGUGGCUCUAGAACAUAAAUAUCAAGUGUAGAGUUUAACUUUGAGUUAGAGCUUGAAGUUUUAUCAAAAGUAAGAGCAUGAACUAAUCUCCCUGACUGCACACUGUCGAACUCACCAAGUUUAAGAGAUAAACUUUAGUUUAACCUCCACUCCAAAGGAGUAAGCCAGGUGCUACAGCAGUGUUCUAAAGUCACAACAUUUCAUCUUAUUGCUUAAGUUUUUUUAAGUCAGCUGUUUGGUGGUAAAACACCCCAAGAGGCUGAACUCACUAGUUUUACAAAUUGUGUCCUUAUAGAGUUGCUACAGUUUAAUAAACUAUUUUCUAUGCUCACUAAAAUCAGCACCACUUUGUGUGUCUGCCGACCUGAUUACCUCUUUCUCUUGACCGGCUCUGCUCCUGUUCACCCUCCGUUGUCGUUGUCUAUCUUGAUGUCUGCUGUGUGUCGCUGGGUCGGAAGUGUUAGCUGAGCUUUUAGCUGAUAACAGCCGCCAGUUUAACGGCAUUUUCACACCUGAAUGUCCAGACCAUGGUCCAAACCCAACAUUCACAUUCACAUUAGAUUUGAUCCGGUUAGUUCUGGUUUCACAUUGUAAUUUAAGAAGCGGAUAAAAUACUUUUGUGUGACAGAUGUACGUCAUGUCGUCAUCACCUACAUGGGCUGUGACUGCCUAUACCUUGACGUUGACGUGUUGUCAGUUAGAAAUUUGUAAAACAUCAUUGUUGGAGCUGUAGUAUAUUUAUGGUAGUAGUACUAGCAUCACCAACUUCAGGUGCAGUACGCCACACUAGGCCAAAUGCGCCCAAUGAAAGUCCUAGUACUCAAUACUGGGAGCCCCUUCCACUUCUUUUUCUUUUUGUAUUGUUUGAAUUUCAUGCAAUUGGUGCAAAUCAUACAAAAGAAAGCUUUCAUACUGCAAACAAACUGAACUAUUGUUCAUUUAAUAUUGAGACCAACUGUGGUCUGUUGGUCUGGACUGUGGUCUGAGGCACCUUUCACACCUGUCAGUUUAGUCUGAAGGUCUGGAUUAAACAAGGUAUGUGUGAAAGUCUUAGGACAGACUCACAGCAGUACAGCUGUGGACCAUAAAACCGAAACAACGGGCUGAAAGGUGCUAAAAUGUUCUGUACAGUUGAUUGGACACGUGAUACUUCCCUGUGGGUUCGACACUGCGUGUGACCCGGUUGUCCUUCGACUCUGUGUUCGAAUAAGAAUUAAUCAAAUGCAAUUAGUGCAGCUUUAACUCAAAUCCAAACAAAGAUCAGUGGAAACAGUACGAAACGUACUCUACGUGUACACACAAAUGUGAUGUGUGUUUUGUACAGUGAGUACAAACUGAAUGAAUGGCCCCUUAAACAGUUUAAAAUUGCACGAAUGUCACAUCAUUACUUGAAUGAUCAUAUUCACAGGGGCUGUUGGUGCAUGGAAACAUAGUCAACACUGACUGCUGGUUCGUUAAAUGUUUACUGAUCCUGAGGAGGUGCCAGUACGCUCUUAUCGCUCCCACGAAUUGUUACUCUUAAUGUUACUCAGUUAUAAACCUAUAACAAGAGUUGCACCAUAGAAAAGCUAUUUUACAGUACAAAGGAAAAAGGAUGUAUAUUUUCAGACUGCAGAUUUUUUUUUUACAGAUGUUAGCAUAAUAUGAACAUACUGUUUUGCAUAGACUUAAAAAAAAAUGGCAUCUUGCUCUCAAAUCCAUGUCCACAUCUACAAAAGAAUUAUGAGCAAGAUGAUAUGAAUCAUGGAAAAAAAAUCAAACACUUAAAUUAGUGCAGCAUUAGUUCUACGAUUAAAAAAAAAAAAUGUCUGUGUCUUGACUUCACUGUCAGUACAAAGCAGCACAGCUCCACACGAACACAGCUGAUGACAACUUCUUGGUCAAAGUGUAACCAGCAUCAGAAAGAAAAAAAGUCAUCCACCGUCGACACAGAUUUCUCUCCUUGUGUGUAUUAGUGUCUUCUUGUUCAACUCAUCUGUUCAACACGUACAGGAAAACCGUCGCAGAAGGGAGGGAUUCAGUGUGUGGAGGCGCAGGAGUGAAUCUGUGGACUCAAACCACGAGAUGCACAAGGUUCUGUUUCUAAUUUGCUGUCUUGCACUCUGCAUUUUACUGGAAAUGUGGUCCAGUACUGCACUGUCCAGCUGUGGACGUUGCUUCGACAUGAGCGGAGGACUUGAAGGUGAAAUGAGUUGCUCAUGGUUGAGGAUGAUGCAGCUAAUGUGAAUUGGCUCUUGAGAAUAAAGAUGGUUUUGAGAGAA